AUGGAGCACAUGGACCGGCUGUACGAGAGCCCCUUUGCGAUCCCCCGUGAGGAUGUUCAGGCGCUGCUCGGGUCGGAUGGGUUUGUGCUGCUGAGGAGCUGUCUGGCUGGCGACGCUGACUUCUGCGACUUCCACGCCGCGUCCGACUCUCAGACGCGAGAGACAUGGCUGCUCCACCGCGACCUGCUGCACGCGCUCGUCAUGCCUGUGGUGGAGCUGCAGCGCCGCGCAGAGGCGCUCGCCAGCACUGCGCUGCGCACGGCCAAGAGUGAGGACCUGGAGCUCGCAUUUGCAGGCGAGGCGCGUGGCGCGUUUGUCUGGCUGCAAUGCUUCGCGACGGGCGAGGAGGCAGAUUGGUGCCGCACUCGGGGGUGUCCUGCAUGCAUAACGACCCUGACCCUCUCCACCGAAUCCCACAUCCGCCUCACCAUCGCCGCAUCCCUCGUCUCCACGUCCUCCCUCGCGUCUCCCCCCUCCUCCCCCGCCGCCUCGGCAUCCUCCUCGCGCGCCUCCUCCCCUGCGACCGAGGACCCCCCACAGCACCCACAGGACACGACGUCUGCGCCGGCGCUACCACCCAUCCCGCACAUCCUCCCCGCGCUGCGCGCCGCCCUCGCACAAGACCCCUUCUGGGGCCCCACGUACUGGCCGUACCUCCUCUCGCGCGCGACACAGCUGUCCGGCGGGAUACAGGCGCUGAUUGCGGACUGCGUGGAUCUCGAGGCGCUGGUGGCCGCGCCGGCGUCGCCCACGGGCCCUGCCAAGGCGGUAGGGCCCGAGGAACGCGGCCUGAGGUUGAGGAAGAGCAAACUCGCGCAACGGCAGCUGCGAAUGAAGGGCGAGGAGACGGCGUAUAUGCGGCGGUGUGCGCUGCAGACGUGGGCGAGGGCAAAGCUGCCGAGUGCGCUGCGGGGGAAGCUACUGGGGCUUGAAGACGGGGUGAGAGGGAGGAGGCUGUCGUGUCCGUAG
Messenger RNA from Paraphaeosphaeria sporulosa, 969 nucleotides. RefSeq lists its product as uncharacterized. Lineage: Eukaryota; Fungi; Ascomycota; Dothideomycetes; Pleosporales; Didymosphaeriaceae. The coding region runs from base 1 to 969 and encodes 322 amino acids. The record is from RefSeq and is a predicted model, not a curated record. The transcript has 3 exons.